Molecule: messenger RNA, 1062 nt
Organism: Dictyostelium purpureum
Lineage: Eukaryota; Evosea; Eumycetozoa; Dictyosteliales; Dictyosteliaceae
Exons: 1
Coding region: 1-1062 (353 amino acids)
Source: RefSeq, a predicted model, not a curated record
AUGAAAUCAGAUAUUCACGAUAAUGAUAAUAGUCCAAAUAAUAAUUUGGAAAUUAUAAAUCUAGAAUUGAUAAAUAAAAUAAAAAUAUUAGAAAAUGAAAAUAACCAAUUAAAAGAAUCAUUAAAUUUUUUUAAAAAUGAAAUUAUUACAUUAAAUAAUAAAUUUAACAAUAUUAACAUUAAUAAUAAUAAUAAUAAUAAUAAUAAUAAUAUUAGUAAUAAUAAUAAUAGUGAUGGCAACAAUGAUGAUAAUAAUAAUAAUAAUGAUUUAAAUAAUUAUAAUGAUAAAGUUUUUUUUAAAGUUUUUAGAAAUAUUUAUUUAAAAAAUCAAAUUAUAAAACAUUUAAGAAUAUAUAGUAUUUUUAGCGUUAUUAAAGUUACAACAUAUUCAGAAUUAGAAAGUCUUUUUUUUAAAAAUUAUAUUAUAGAGUUAUAUUACCAAUCAAAUGACCUAUUAAAGAAAGUUCCAUUAUCGGUUACAAGACUUAUUUUUGGUAAAGAAUAUUUUCAACCAUUAAAAAAAGGAGAUAUACCAAAUACAGUUGUCGAUUUGGUUUUGGAUUCUUAUAACCAUCCUUUAAAUAGAUGCAUACCAGAUUCGGUUACAAAGUUAACAAUGUUUUCAUUUAAUCAUCCUCUAGAGUAUUUGGAUUUACCAAAAUCAGUUGUUACACUUAAAAUGUUUUUUUUUAAUCAACCAUUAAAACCAAAUUUAAUUCCACCAGUAAAAACUUUAAAGCUCUUCAAUUAUAAUAGAACCCUUUAUCCAGAUCACUUACCCAAUUCAAUUGAAACUUUAAAACUAUCAGCUUAUCAUCAUACAUUAAGAGCAGGUGCAAUCCCAAUGUCAGUAACCAAGUUAACUCUGGACGAUUAUAAUAGACCAUUACUUGCUGGUUCUAUACCUUUUUCUGUCCGUAACUUAAAAAUCCAAUCAUUCAACUUUCCAAUCCCCGAUGGUGCAAUACCCAAUACUCUAACUUUACUUAGACUCAAUAGAAACUAUUCCCAGCCUUUUGUAAAAGUAAAAAUACCUCAAAAUGUAACAGUAAAAUAUUAUUAA